This is a messenger RNA of Nicotiana tabacum (common tobacco), 639 nucleotides long. NCBI's taxonomy places the organism in Eukaryota, Viridiplantae, Streptophyta, Magnoliopsida, Solanales, Solanaceae. The record is from RefSeq and is a predicted model, not a curated record.
AUGGAAACUAAUUCUACUGCGACUUCAUCAAUAGACCAUAGUUGCAAAGAGGAAGAUAAGAAUGAAUUAGAAAAGGAGAGAAGAAGAAGAAGAAAAGUAGAGAAGAGAAAAGGAAUUUUGGAGGAGGAAAUACUGAAUUUAUUUAUGCCUUCUCUCUCCAGCUUAAGUAAUGGGGUAGGUUUCUUAGUUGACAGGGAGCUUAGGAAGCUAGUGGUAGAAGUUAGGAGGGUGAACGAUAGGCUAGUGGCUAUUAAGUUGGUUGUGGGAGGGUCUACUUUAAAUGUGAUUAGUGUUUAUGCACCUCAAGUGGGUUUGGACGAGGAGAUUAAUAGGCUCUUCUGGGAAGAAUUUGAUGGGUUGAUACGUGGCAUUCUGCUCACUGAGAAGUUAUUCAUAGGAGGGAACUUCAAUGGUCACAUUGGGGGGACAUCUGGGGGGUAUGACGGCGUUCAUGACGGCUUUGGCUUUGAAGUUAGGAACGGAGGAGGUAUUUUGUUAUUGGAUUGUGCUAAAGCCUUUGAUUUGGUGAUUGCCAACUCAUGUUUUCCGAAAAGGGAGGAGCACUUGGUUACAUUUCAGAGUUUGAUGGCCAAGACUCAAAUUGAUUAUCUACUCCUUNUGUUGGCUAUGGGAGCAUAG